AUGUCUCCUCGAGUGAAUUUGAUUCUGUCCUUGGUGGUAACACUUUUGGUGAUCGUCGACGGCACUGUCGGUCACGGCCACGGCCGUGGUCACGGUCAUGGAGGCCACGGAGGCCGUCAUCACCAUAGACAUGGGCACCAUAGACACGGGCACCAUCAUCACAAUCCCGUCGUAAUUUCGCUUGCCAUCUACGAGCCAAAGGGAAUCGAAGUAAACGUCAGGAGACUGAACGAAUCGGUCGAAUACUUUGCGGUGGACUUGGCCAUCAACCCGGAUGGCAGCGGAACUCCCGACGCUUCGAUGAACACGUCCGAGGUGGUGUACGGCAAGUUCAUCCUGACGAACACCGACGUGGUCAUCAGGCCGGGUGAUUUCUUGAACGUCUCCUGGACCAUGGGAUAUUCGAAUGGGAAUGUCACCCAAGGUGAACAGAUGCUGCGGGUUUAUUCAAGCAUGAUCCGGCGGAACUGUUCAUGUGAAAGUACAAACCCGUCCGAGGUUCCCUCCAAAGGUGGCCCCCGGGUAAGCACAACUCCGGCACCGAUUUCUUCGAUUCCACCCUGGACUCGUACAACGACCACCGAAGUCCCCCGGUAUACGACGCGUCCUACCAUUCGGUCGGAACAAUCAACUUCUCCCUCUUACACCGAAUUCGAGGGCGACAGUGCCGACCUAAGCUACACCGAUGAAAUGGACCACUUCGACUGUGAGAUCGACCCGAGCACAAACCUCUGCCGGUCGAGCUAUUUCGAUGUCAGGUUAAAUGCAGACAGGGUUGAUACACAACCAUCGAAACUCAUCGCCAAAUCCAGCCACGAGGACGAUGUGCGAAACCUGAAAGGAAUCAUCGACACGCUGCUGAAGGAACCGUGUCUAAGGGUACCGAGAAGUAACUGGCUGACGCUGUCCGUCUCUUCGUACUCCGGUGACAGCAGUGCCGAUCCGUUGAGUUAUGUGCGCCGUAGCCUUGGAAAGCAGCCGAAGUUGAAGGCCCUGGUCAAUAGUGCGACGCGAAGCGCACGGCUCGACAAUGGAAAGAUCCGUUUUGAAAUGGCAACUCAGCUGGACAAGCAGAUGAUGCUGUAUCUCUCCAAGGAGGUUGGCCUGAGUUCGGUCAAAGACUACGACCAUCGCGCAUAAGUUGUAGUGUAGCUGUAAAAGGAAGUGUUUUUGAAUAUUUUGUAUGCGAAUACAAAAUGUUUCCUUGCUCCUUGCCUUUUUCGUAAUAUUUGUGAGCUAAGACACAUGUAUGAGUCUACCGGAUUACAAGAAGAAUACACAUACCGCUAUUUUCGAAAAUAAAAUGUAAUCACUCU
This is a messenger RNA of Anopheles coustani, 1316 nucleotides long. RefSeq lists its product as uncharacterized. Gene Ontology annotation, molecular function: carbohydrate binding. The record is from RefSeq and is a predicted model, not a curated record. The transcript has 2 exons. Bases 1 to 1140 code for a protein of 379 amino acids. NCBI's taxonomy places the organism in Eukaryota, Metazoa, Arthropoda, Insecta, Diptera, Culicidae.